This is a messenger RNA of Triplophysa rosa, 4175 nucleotides long. RefSeq names its product olfactomedin 4, tandem duplicate 2 (gene olfm4.2). The record is from RefSeq and is a predicted model, not a curated record. Gene Ontology annotation, biological process: signal transduction. The coding region runs from base 2665 to 4086 and encodes 473 amino acids. The transcript is spliced from 5 exons. NCBI's taxonomy places the organism in Eukaryota, Metazoa, Chordata, Actinopteri, Cypriniformes, Nemacheilidae.
UUCACAUGCUGUGAAAAAUACAAGAAAAAUAAACGGUAAAAAAUGGUGAUAAUUUGGCCAGAAUUCUGCAUCAGUAUGUUUGUUCUCUUAAAAAAAAACAUUUCUACAUACACAGCUACAGAAAUGAAACAUCGAAAAAAUACAUGUCAAGUUAUGAAAUCCUUGUUCUUGAGAAUGAGGGAAAGAGCAGAACUUCUACUGACAUUUUGCUGAUGUAUCAGAAUUUUAAUAUAAGUUUUGGCAUCCACACAUUUACAUUUAAUCAUGUAGCAGAGGCUUUUAUCCAAAGCGACGUACAAAUGAGCUAAACAAUGGAAGCAAGGGUCACAUCAGGAUGCAUAUUUCUUACUGAAUGUGUUUGCUUAAAUAUCUGAGAAUAGUUUAUAAAUGUGCAAACAUUCAAUUAUUUUCUUACCAAGCCAAUAUUUUGCUUAAAAAUAAAAAUGCUUUUAAAUAGAUCAUUUGUACUAAAUAAUAAAGAAAAAUAUGUCAAUAAGAGAUCAGAAUAGAUGUGAAGUCCUUCAAUGCUGUUUAACAAUCACCUCAAGGUGAGACCUCCAGAAACUGCUUGAGAAAGUGACAAGAGAACAGUAAAGAUGAUGAAAUAUGUGACAACAUACAGUUACAUUUGUGUUAUUCUAGAGCUUUAAUGAGUUUAGUUAUUCUCAAAUGUGGAAAAUAAUAAAGAAUGAAUACAGUAUGUAUUCAUUCUGAAACAUGUGAAGAGUCAUUCUGAUUUCAGCAGUUCUCUGUAAAUGAUCUUUCAUUUAUUUAAUAUCCCUUAGUUCUGACUUUUAUCAAUAAUAGCUGCUUUAUCAAUCUAAAAAUGAUUUACUAAUAAUCAAAGACUAAUAAUAAUAUUUACAAUGCCUGAGUUCUAGACCCGAAUUUAAACAGUACAAUGACAUAAUACUGAGUGUAUUUAUUUUUUUCACAACCGUUGAAUUUAAUUGGAAGUGCAGACUUUGUACAUACAGUAUAUAAAAUGACACAGAUACUUACUAAAAAAGUUAUGGUAACAAUAUUACACAAAACAUUUUUAAGUACUUUAAAGUUGACUUUUAAUGCAAUAUUCAUGAUUAAUUCAAGUAAAAUGACCAAAAUUAUGUAAACACAUGUCAGAUGAUAAACUUAAAAAAUAUCAAGAAGAAAUACUUAUUUGAGCAUUGGAGUUAACUUCUGGAUCUCUUUUAACUUCAGUUUAACAUUCAUUAUUGUUCACAACAUAUAUGAUGUACAAGUAAGCUGCGAGUUGUCUCAGUACUGGCAUUAGCAGCAUGACUGUUCACUGAGUGAAAACACACAUCAUGAGCUCUCCCAUCACCUAAGCACAAGCACCGCUCUUCUGGACGAUGGUCACCACGGAACUCAAGAAUACAAACAGAAUCUCUGCUAAAUCUAAUGCACAUAAAAAAGCACUUUUUCACAAAAAUGACUCUCCUAAUGCUGUCGCAUGCAAAGCAUGCUGGGAACUCUAAAUUCCCUGCUCAGUUAGUGAAAUGAACUAAAAGAAUUAAUGUAGUCCCACCACAAAAUAAUUAAGUAAAGAUCCUUUUUACAAGUUUAAGUGGGUCGAACAUGAUAAAAUUAAGUUGAAUUCACUCAAUCAUUUGUGCAUUUGGAAUUCCUAGAUUUUUUCUAUCAUUUUAACUUAAAUUUUGUUUAAAAAACAAGAACACAAUUGUAUUAAGUAAAGUUUACUCAAUGAAUUUCAUGAAAUGUACGACGACACAGAAUGAUCUUACAGUGUUGGGUUCAGCUGAUGUUUCUCAGCUCUUGUUUCAGAUUUCUUGUGGAACGCUUGUGGGUUCUCAGACCUUCAUCUGCAUCCCACACAAAACUGAGACAAGUAUUUGCAACUCUACCUGCAAUGAUUUUAAAGUCACAGUUGAGUUUACAUUUAAGAUGCAAUGUCAUUUGACAAGUCAAAGAAGCUGAACGACAAGAACAAACAGUGAAAUGUAGACAUUUAUUGGUACACAAGCAUUUCUUCUAAAUGUAAGUUGCAAUGUGUAUAUUUCCUACAUGUUUAAAUAUUCUUGAGCAACAAAAAAUACUUUCUACACAGAAUGUUUAAACACUUGGUUGUCAUCUUGGAAACGACAUCAAAUAAUGCUUCAUAUAAGCAUCUAUCCUGACUUUCAGAUGUCCUACGUUGAGCUGCCUUCCAGAUAUUUCUGGUUCUCAGUUAUUUAAUUCAUAUUUUACAUAAAUUCUAUUCUUUCUCCAAACCCGCUUGUCCCGUGCAGGUCACGAGAGGGCUGCAGGAGACACGUACUGUAUAUGGCCAGUCCAUUACAUUAUGUAGAGUAUAUUAAACAUCUAACAUAAUCUAUUAUAUAAAGCAUGUCAUUUAAUCUUCAAAAAUGUCAAUAAAAUGAAUUAACAAGUGAAACACAAGGACCUCCUGAAAGUGUUGAUCCUCAAGGAUGGACGGACACGUUUACAUUCUCAAAAUGUACAAGCUACAGCUGACUGAGUUUUAUAACACUUCAUGAGGACUUCACCAGGUUUUCUAAACAAGGUUUCCUCUCAGCUCAUUCAGGUUACAAUAAAACACACGCAACACCUUGAGUAAAUAAGAACCGUGCUGCUGUUUUAGACAGUGACCUGUAAUUGUCAUGGGAAUGAGCCGUGUGUUUGUGAUAAGGUGUUGUAUAUAAGAUGAUAGUUGUGUCGGUACAGACUCACACAGACAUGAUGACUUCUCUUCUGUUCUCUCUCCUGCUGCUCGCUCCGGCACACGGCUGGCUGUCUUUAGAGGACUGGGGCUCGGGCAGUGUGCAAGGAACCAUCGGAGACUUCGGACAGUGUGUUUGUAAUGUUUUUCUUCCGGAUACGUCAUUCCCAGCAGACCGCGUGGAGCACAUGCAGACGUCCUCAACUGAUCUGGCUGUGGAAAUCAAGCUCCAAAUCAACAAGGUCACCAGCAUCACAGGUCAACUGGUGGUUCUUCUGAGCGAGCUCACUAACCUCACCGCCCGGCUAGAGAUUCUGCAGAGCGGACCUGACAAAUACAUCAAACUGGAGUUCGAGCUUCUCCGAAUCGAACUGAGGGAUUUUGAGGCUCUGGUCACCCAACUGAAAACAUCUCUGAAUAUCUCCUCGCCGGCCAUCGAGGAACUCUUCAUCGAGAUCCACAACAUGAGCUCAAUCGUCGACCAACUGGAAAGCUACGACCGGAGGAACCUGGAGGUGAUCCGCAUCGAGUUUGCCAAACUUCAGAAGAAACUGGAGAAAUGUCAGGACGACAGAGAGGAGAUCUCCAACUCACCCAUAGGGUCCUGUACGCAUGGAGGUAUUCUGAAGUUUGGAAAGCCGGUCAUCAGUCAGCUGAACGCCAAUCUGAACGCAGGGUUCAAGUACGGAGGCUGGGGCAAAGACUCCAUCCCUCUGCCCGGAUCGGAGGAGAUGUACUGGUACGCCGGUUCUUCAGAUCUUCUGCUCAGCAGAAUCUCACUUUACGCCGACUAUUAUAAACUCAUCAUGAGACAAGCCCUCGGCACGCACGAGCUUUACGCCGCUAACAGAUACGACUAUAGAGGCAGCGGAAAUAAUUACAUCGUGCGAUCAAACGCUCUUUAUUACCAAUACAACAAUCCCUUCAGAAUGGCCAAAUACAACCUGACCAGCUCCACCGUCCAGACCAAAGUGGUUCCGGAAGCGACCAACAGAUUCUCGUACCAUUACUCCUCCAAUCAGAACCUGGACUUUGCAGCGGACGAGUCUGGACUGUGGGUGACUUACGCCACAGAAGCUUCCAAUGGUAAACUGGUGUUGGGGAAGAUCGAUGAAGACUCAUUUGAGGUCCAGCGGGUUUGGCACACCAGCAUUUUCAAACAGUCCGUCACAAAUGCCUUCAUGAUCUGCGGGGUUCUGUACGCCACUCGAUCAGUAGAUACUCAGACGGAGGAGGUUUUUUACACGUAUGAUACGAACACCAGCGAGGAGAGUUAUGUUAGUAUUCAGUUUGAGAAGUUUCAGGAUUUAUAUGUUUAUCUGGACUACAAUCCUGCAGAUCAGAAACUUUACAUGUACAACAACGGUUACUAUGUGUAUUACAAUGUGAAGUUCAGGGAUGCUUAGAGAGAAUCUCCUGCUUUUAUGACAUUGUAAUGCUUCCAUCUGAGGACAUGUAAUAUCUCAAAGAGAAAAUAAAUGACAAUAAAUUGUAC